GUAAGAUGUAGUCAACAAAGUUGUAUAUGCCCCCUCAAGCGACGGGAUUAUGCGAAUGAAAUUAGCUAGAAUUGUGACUUUUUUUGUAGUGAUCUUGAACGUAAUAGUGCUAUUUUGUAUAUGGAAAUUAUUAUCGACGCUUGACAGAGGACUUUAUGAUUUUAAUCAAAAAACUGAUCUUCCUCCAAAGUCUACCAAUAUAUUUUCGGACGAUAGUAUUGUCACUUUAGUAAUACGAAGAUUCGAAAAUUUUGACAACGAUAUUGUUGGAACUGUUGAAUCGUUUCUACAUCUUUUUCCAAAUCUCAAGGUGGUUGUCAUUAGCGACGUUCUUCCUUAUCCACCCUUCGAUUUCCGGCACUUUAAUCUCUCAUCGAAAGUAAAGUUGCUGGAUUUGGAACUAAGAUUAACUGACAAAUUUGGUGGAAGAAACCCUUUGCUACAAAUUGACACAAAGUAUGUUCUCUUCGCCCCGGAUUCAACGCGCUUCAAAAGUAAGAGGACAUUGUCCAGACUUAUUCAAGAACUUAAAAGUGGUAUCUACAAAGUAUCUGCGGCGUCAUUCUCGUCAAGGAAACCCGCAGAAUGUUUGAAAGUAAGAGUAAAUGUGCGGCAGUGGUAUAUUCACUAUGCACCGUCAACAGACAACGUAUGUGAAGCAGUUACCGGUAAGCACGUAUUGUUGAUCGACAGGCAGUUGCUCGAAAAUCUGCCAGCACCGUUCUUGCUUCCAUUUCCCGAGGCGCUGUACAUCCAGUCUUCUGCCAGGAACGUAAAGGUGAAACUCAUACAUGGAGAGACUGUCACUGAUGGCAAACCACUCUUUAGGAGUCAGCAUUUAUUGCAGAAGGUUGAACAAUUGGAAGCUGCAAGGCGCCAGCAGAUGUUUCGACAGUUUGGUAUAAAACAGGUGAUUCGUGAAACUGGUGUGACGGAGUGGUAUGGAUGUACUCGUGAAACGCCUCGCUGCUUUGGCACAGUUGUCAAUGAUAUGCCAGAAUACUUGUGGCAAGGUCGUUGGACACCCCCCUGCUGCCUGGCCGGCUUACGUCGUACUGCACACCACGUUUUCAAACGUCUUGAACAAGACGGUGUACGUUACUGGUUAGAAGGUGGAACUUUGCUUGGUGCUAUGCGUUCUGGUGAUAUAUUGCCAUGGGAUUAUGAUGUUGACAUUGGAGUGUUGCGUGAUGACUUGCACCUUAGUCCAUGGCUAUCAGGUGCACGUUUGCAGCCAGUUAUUGAUGAAGAUGGCUUUGUGUGGGAGAAAGCACGUGAAGGAGACUUCUUCAGAGUACAGUAUAGCCCUGUCAAUCAUUUGCAUGUAGAUAUCUUCCCUUUCUACUCAAAAAAUGGAACGAUGACGAAAGAUACUUGGUUUCCCACUCACAAGCAAGACAGAGAAUUCCCUGAACAUUUCUUGAAGCCACUUUCGACAAUUGAAUUUAUUGGGCGUAAGGUGUCUGCCCCAAAUAACAUAAGGGAUUUUCUAGAAUUAAAAUUUGGGAAAGGAGCUGUGGAAAACCCGGAAUACCCUGAUCCAAAUCGGCUAAAGUUUUCACUUAAUGAAGAACAAAAUUACUUAACAGUUCCAGAAAACUGACUGAAAGCUCCUAUUCAUUUCCAGAUUAUAUGUUCUGUAUUAAUAAUUAGAACAAUGUGUCCUACAUUUUGCACAAAGCUGGAAAAGCUCAUACUUAAAGUAAAAGGACUAUGCUCUUUGCUGAAAGUGUGUUGCAGUGUCUUUGUGCCAGUAUGAAACAAACUGUGAUAAAUAUCUUGCAGUAUUACUUUUUCUCUUCACUUAGGAGAAGGGAGGUGAAUGUUUGUUAUAUGUAUAUUUAAUAAUGUUAGCUACUAUGUAUGUAACAAGUUAACAAGUACCCUUUCCAUCAGUAUUAAUUCUUUGAAUUUUUAAAUGUCGAUA
Molecule: messenger RNA, 1927 nt
Organism: Schistocerca americana (American grasshopper)
Lineage: Eukaryota; Metazoa; Arthropoda; Insecta; Orthoptera; Acrididae
Product: fukutin-related protein
Exons: 3
Coding region: 50-1603 (517 amino acids)
Biological process (GO): protein O-linked glycosylation via mannose
Cellular component (GO): Golgi apparatus
Source: RefSeq, a predicted model, not a curated record